CGCGUGUGGAAGGCGUUUUGCUUUCCGCGUGUGCUCGCGAGUGGUGGGAGCCUCAAAUGUCUGGCUGUGGGUUUUGCGGAACGAUGAGAUCUCUUCAGUACUGAGACGGUCGAGCAACAAGCUACACACGCAAAGUCUCUCCAAAGCCCGCGCAAUCGAAUGAAAUUCCCACAUCAACUUCUUUUAUUUCCAUUUCUCUUCUUCAGUCGUGAUUAGAAUUAACACUGAUAAGGGAUAAGGUGUGUGGUAGAAUCUACUAUUCCGUAGGUGAUUCUCAUGUGAAACCUCAGAGAUUCAACAUUUUUGAUUUUCUGUGUAUCUUGUGAUACGUGAACCAAAGUGCAGAGUGACUAAAAAUAAUAUAUGUAUACCGCUAUUUUCUUCUUAUUGCAAGGAAAAAUAACUCCUCAUGCUCUAACACUAACAAUGCCAUUAGUGUGGCUAAAUUUAAUAAAAGUCACCACUUACAAUUUCCAAGAAAAACCACAGCGCUAAAUGCGCUCAAACGGAAAGAUCUUAUUGACGAAAAGAUCCCUGAAGACAGCCGUGUGUAUAUUUACUUGGAAUUUGCGCUCCAGAAUUACCAUAUUCUACAUCACUGCUACAUCUACACAGCACAUCGUGCACUCUGAGAAUUAUUUUUCAGGCACGUCUUGUGUGCGAAUAUCACGGAUCAGACACCGCCAAAGAUGGUCAUUUUUCAAUUGGCCUCGGUUGGCCGGCAUGGAAAGGAGAGCCAACGGUCAAAAGCAAUUUUGAGUGUCUAAUAUGUGAAUUUAUCGAUCGAUAAGAGACGCAACAGACUCGCAAAAAAACCCCAUCAAUCAACCCAAAUUUUGCUUUAAAACUUACAUGUGUAAAAAAGUGCUCUUUUAAACCCAUAUGCAAUAAAUUUGCGAUGAAUGUUGAUCCGACGCCAUUGGUGCGAUGUGCAACAUUAAUUUGCAAUUGUGCGGCGCUCAAUUAACGCCCACAGAUGUGAUUCAGUGAGAGCCACACGAAGUCAUAAUAUGUUAAUUCUUUGGUGGAUUUGAGUGAUAAGGUGACAAGCGUGGCCAACGAUUAGUACACAGACAAAAACCAUAAUGGAUAGGAUUAUCUCGAAGAUAGUCCUUUUGAUUCUUCUUCUUCCUCACUUUGCAACACCCAGAAAAGACAAUCAGACAUCUAACAUUCAAUCUGAACGUUUGAAUUUUCACGAAAACGUCACCAAUGAAUCAGAUCCGGCACUUCCACAACAUUAUGCAGAUGAUGAUCCAACAAACAACCAAAAUGAUCUUCGUGAUCUCCAUCGCGAAGGUGUGAGACUACCUGGGCUAUCGCGACGUUGGAGUCACCGGAGGCGUUUGGGUGGUGGAGACUUCUCACCAUGGUCCACGUGGUCACAAUGUGACAAAUAUUGCCGGCAGAAACGCGAACGUUUCUGCUUAGUUCGCAGAAAAUGCAGAGAUACGCGGCAUUAUGAGGAGCGACAAUGCCGCAAAUGUUCAUCCCGCAAUAGUCAGCAGCUACCAAUUGCAGACGAAAGCGACUAUUUUGCAAUUGAUAGUGAAGUAAUCCCGAAGAAGGAACUUCUUGUGAAAAUUGUGAAAAGAAAACGAGAUCACAAAAAAUCACGACGCCACGGUCGAAAGGGGAAUAGCACAGAGAUUGGGGAAAUUCUCUGGAAUAGUCAUGAUCACCCUCGAUCUUCAGCGAGUCAAGGACUUAUGAAGCGGCUGGGGGAUAUUGUGGAUGAAUAUGAUGACGAAGACGAUGAUGUGCUGCUGAAGAAAAUCGUGACACGUGGUCGUGAGAAAACUGUGAUUAACAUGCCCACGGGUCGAUACCGUCGGGUGUACUCAAAGUGGAGCAAGUGGAGCAAAUGUACCGCCAAAUGCACCACGAGACGCUUUAAAAGGUGCCGCAUCCCAGAGAUAUGCGGCCAUGAAGUAUUGAGGGAAGUGGCGUACUGCUACACUGAGGGGAGCUUCUGCCAGGAAUGGAUUUCUUCCCAAAUGCACACUCCAGCGAGACCUCCAGCACGAUCAGCUGCUCUAGCUUUGGAUCCUUUCUUCACGUCCAGGCGAGAUCUCAAUGCAGUCUCGGUCAGUCCGUUAACGCCAACUGAGGAAUAUCCUGAAUUCAGACCACAAAAUCUUAAAUGUGGCAUUCCUGCAAUUAGACCACGAAAGGAUUACUGGCGUAUGCUGAAAAUCAUUGGAGGACGAACCGCUAGAAGAGGACAGUGGCCAUGGCAGGUAGCCAUCUUCAAUAGAUUCAAGGAAGCUUUCUGUGGUGGCACACUGAUCUCACCCAUGUGGAUUAUCACAGCAGCUCAUUGCGUCAGAAAGCGACUCUACGUACGCCUCGGAGAGCAUAAUUUAGAAGUCAAGGAUGGAACUGAAGUGGAAUAUCGCGUGGAGUACGCCAUUAAGCAUCCAAAGUACGAUAAGAAAACCGUUGACAACGACGUGGCCAUGCUGAAGCUUCCACGAGAGAUGAUCCAAUCUGCCUUUAUUGGCUUUGUUUGCCUCCCUGAGAAGCAUCAACUUCUUCCUGUGGGUGCUCAGUGCACAAUUAUAGGGUGGGGUAAGAGGAGAGAUCAAGAUGAUGCUGGAACGAAUGUACUUCAUGAAGCUGAGGUUCCAAUAAUAACGAAUGAAGAGUGUAAAAAUGUCUACUACGACUACACAAUUACAAAGAAUAUGUUCUGUGCAGGACACAAAAAAGGACGAAUAGAUUCUUGCUCAGGAGACAGCGGUGGACCAAUCCUUUGCAGAGACUACACGAAACCCAACAACCCGUGGACCAUCUAUGGUAUUACCAGCUUUGGCGAUGGGUGUGGAAAAAGGAAUAAAUUUGGGAUUUACACUAAAAUUCUCAACUACGUGGACUGGAUUUGGUCUGUUGUGAACUGCAAUGGUGUCUGCAAGUACCACAAUGCCGCGGAAACGAGAUUCUAAGCAGAUUUCUCCUGGCAACAUUUAUUGCAUUUAUCAAAUCACCGCUUUUCAUAAAUUCGUGUCAUUUUUGUACAUAAUAUACAUUUUUUGUCUAGAAAAGAAUUUUAUUUUUUGCUCAUUUUUACUCAAUCUUUCAUCAAUUUUGCAUGCUCAGCACUGAUUUUUAGUGAUGGACCAAUGAUUGAGCAAUUGUUGUCUAUCAAAAAGAUUGAUCAAGAAUUCAUCAUUUAUGCACAUCUAAAUUGACUCAAUGUUGAGCAAAUUUUGUUUGCUGGGAUUAAUAGGAAAAAAUGCAUUUUUUACAACUGCGAGAAAAUUAAAUUGUUUUAUCUUUAA
This is a messenger RNA of Lutzomyia longipalpis, 3281 nucleotides long. RefSeq names its product serine proteinase stubble-like. The coding region runs from base 1086 to 2945 and encodes 619 amino acids. Gene Ontology annotation, molecular function: serine-type endopeptidase activity. Lineage: Eukaryota; Metazoa; Arthropoda; Insecta; Diptera; Psychodidae. The record is from RefSeq and is a predicted model, not a curated record. Gene Ontology annotation, biological process: proteolysis. The transcript is spliced from 8 exons.